AUGUCAGAUCUCGCAGAUGCGCCGGGUGGUGCAGGCGAUGGCACGAACAAGUCUUUGGACGGCCGAAGUUCUCUGUCGAGAGAUGCGAACGGCGCCACGUCCCCUCUCCUGCCCCGCCAUUCCAGCCAGGCCUCUCCGCCUACAGACCAGCCAAAGAAGAAGCGCAAGGUGAAUCAUGGUCAGUCUCCGCUCCGAAAGCGCUCUGUCUGCGCGGAAACUGACACCUCUCAGCAUGCGUCUAUUGCCGACGUUCGGUAA
This is a messenger RNA of Cladophialophora carrionii CBS 160.54, 258 nucleotides long. RefSeq lists its product as uncharacterized. The record is from RefSeq and is a predicted model, not a curated record. The transcript has a single exon. Bases 1 to 258 code for a protein of 85 amino acids. NCBI's taxonomy places the organism in Eukaryota, Fungi, Ascomycota, Eurotiomycetes, Chaetothyriales, Herpotrichiellaceae.